UUUCUCCCUUUUACUUUUAUCAUUAUCCUCGCCAUUAUUCCAUCCGAUCCCAACUAACCGGAACUUUCACUUUCUCCCUCUAAAGCCUCCUUUCUCUCCCCUUUUCUUCACCUGCACCCUCGUCCUCCUCCCCGUCAGCCGGAUUCUGGGCUAGGAUCGAAUUUCCGGGCAAAUGAUGAUACAGGGAUUGGUAUGAUAAGCAGAUGGCAAUUGGGUUUCCGGUCAUGACUCGUUUCGCUAAUCCGUCAUCGGCAUCGAGCUCUUUCGAUCUCGAUGUUGCGCUAGAUUUUGCAUCUAAAUGUCGAUCCAUGUCGCGCCAGCGAUCGGCAUUCGACCCCUAUUCAAUUGCCUCCGAGACCCUCUCCGCUCGUCCUUUCGGAGUUCUUUGAUAUGUUCUUCGAAACACCGCCUUUUUCCCUUCUUCUUCCCCAUUUCUUCUUAGCUCUUCGGUGAUUGACCACGAUGAAUUCCGGGUCUGGGUUCGGUAACAAUGGCUUGCUUGACGCAGCGGAAACUCUUCAUUCUGAUGCUGAUUAUGUAGAGAAAGACCCACGCGGUCGAUACGUCCGGUACAAUGAAAUCUUGGGCAAGGGUGCAUUCAAGACUGUCUAUAAGGCAUUUGAUGAAAUUAAUGGAAUAGAAGUUGCUUGGAACCGAGUUAGGAUUAAUGAUGUAUUGAGGGCUCCCGAAGAUUUGGAGAAAUUGUAUUCCGAGGUUCAUCUUCUCAAAGCCUUGAAGCAUGACAAUAUCAUCAAGUUCCACGAGGCAUGGAUUGAUGACAAGAAGAAGACAAUCAACAUGAUCACCGAACUCUUCACAUCUGGGAGUCUCAGGCAAUAUCGGGCAAAGCAUAAAAGUGUCGAUAUGAAGGCCAUAAAGAAUUGGGCAAGGCAAAUUCUCCUAGGUGUUGACUAUCUUCAUUGUCAUAAUCCCCCAAUUAUCCACAGGGACUUAAAAUGUGACAAUAUUUUUGUCAAUGGAAACCAUGGAGAGAUUAAAAUUGGAGACCUUGGAUUGGCAACCAUUAUGCAGCAGCCUACUGCUAAGAGUGUUAUUGGAACUCCGGAAUUUAUGGCUCCAGAGCUGUAUGAGGAGGAGUACAAUGAACUAGUGGAUAUAUAUUCAUUUGGCAUGUGCUUGCUGGAAAUGGUAACUCUUGAGUAUCCUUACAACGAAUGCAAGAAUGCAGCUCAAAUUUACAAGAAGGUUACCUCUGGGAUUAAGCCUGCUUCCCUUGGCAAGGUCAAUGAUCCCCACGUUAAGAACUUUAUUGAGAAAUGUCUGCUUCCAGCGUCUCAAAGGUUGCCUGCCAAAGAACUCCUUAAAGAUCCAUUUCUUCAGACAGAGACAAAAAGGGAGCCCACUCGUGAACCAUUAAAAUUACCAAAGCAACUUCCCCAGCCACUAAGUUUGUUGAACUCCGGGCCUCAUUCCAUGGAUAUUGAUUCUGACUAUAACCACCAAUCUGGUUGUACGGACUCCAACUGCAGUAGUUCAAAUUAUCCAGCAGUAGAACUUAAGAAGAUGCAUAAUAACAAUGAAUUUAGGUUGAGGGGGAUCAAAAAUGAUGACAACUCGGUAUCAUUAACUUUGCGAAUUUCCGACUUGAGUGCUAGGGUAAGGAACAUACACUUCCUGUUUUACCUUGAUACGGACACUGCACUCUCGGUUGCAGGCGAGAUGGUUGAACAACUAGAGUUAGCAGAUCAUGAUGUUUUGUUCAUUGCUCAGUUCAUCGACUACCUAAUAGUGAGAAUUCUGCCUAGUUGGAAACCUUCAUCAGAUAACACGUUGGUUGGAAUGAGAAAUCCAUCUGUAGGGUCUCCAACACUUUCCAAUGAGCUAACCCCAAUGGGAGACCCAUGGGAUAUGAUGCAGUAUCAUCCAACCCACUCAACCACAGAGCAAGAUGUCGUCUCCAAGUUGAAUGCCAAUACUCAGCAAGGCCUUGUUCAAGCCGAUAAAGGUAGCUCACACAAUAAUUCCGACUGCUCUAGUCCUCGCAUUGAUCUUUGCAGUUCUCUGAGUUCGGCAUACUUAGAAGAUAAUGAGUCACAAGCAUCAGCGGCUUCUGAGGUGAUGGCUGAAGAUGCUUUUGUGAAGAAUCAUAAAAUGGGUGGAUCUAUUUACUGUGGAAUAUACGGGAGCUCAAAAGAUUCAUUAUAUGAAGGCUUUCAAUCUCAAGGAAAUGGGCAGCUGGAUGAAUUCACAAUGGACUCAGAAUUAUCCUCAUUUGUUGAUCUAAGUGAAACUUCUAAAGCUAUGAGCUUUGCAAGCUGCUGUUCUUCUUUGUCCUUACCAGAGAAAGAUCAAGACAGUGAUCUAAAGUUGGAGUUUGAUGCAAUUGAGGCGCACUAUCGACAAUGGUUCCAAGAACUCUCAAGGAUGAAGGAGGAAGCACUCGAGGCCACCAAGAAGAGAUGGAUCAAGAAAAAGAAGCUGGCUUUUCACUGAAGAAGAACAUGUUACUCAUCUUCUGUUUCAUUCAUUCAACUUGGGGUACAGAAUUUUUCUUCUUUCCAUUUUUCUUUUCUCCUGGAACUUCCCUUAAGAUUCAUAUACAUGGGUUUGUAAGUAUCAUCAUAUGGAAACUCAUGUAGUGGUUGUGGCUUCCCUUGUAGAACUCAUAACAACUCCUUUAUGCACUCGCUAGGGCAAAAGAUUGCGACACAGUUCAGGAGUGCAUAUUAUUGUCGGGUUUUCUCAAUCCUUUGCUUCAUGCUAUUGCCUAUUGCCCAUCAUUAUGCUUGACAAUUCUCAGUUUUCUUCACAUUUAUUAUUCAGAAGCUAGAAUAGAUUGUUGAACAGCAAAAGCC
Messenger RNA from Diospyros lotus (date-plum), 2816 nucleotides. RefSeq names its product probable serine/threonine-protein kinase WNK4. NCBI's taxonomy places the organism in Eukaryota, Viridiplantae, Streptophyta, Magnoliopsida, Ericales, Ebenaceae. Gene Ontology annotation, molecular function: ATP binding; protein serine/threonine kinase activity. Gene Ontology annotation, biological process: intracellular signal transduction; protein phosphorylation. The record is from RefSeq and is a predicted model, not a curated record. The coding region runs from base 463 to 2454 and encodes 663 amino acids. The transcript is spliced from 7 exons. Gene Ontology annotation, cellular component: cytoplasm.